Molecule: messenger RNA, 402 nt
Organism: Podarcis lilfordi (Lilford's wall lizard)
Lineage: Eukaryota; Metazoa; Chordata; Lepidosauria; Squamata; Lacertidae
Source: the annotation of a GenBank genome assembly
AUGCACCUGGCUUCGAGCAACAGCACCACACCCAAUGUUGUGUAUGGCUUGGCUGCCAUUCUCCUGGUGAUGGGUCUCGAUUCUCUGCUCAUCUUUGUCUCCUACGUGAUGAUCAUUAAGACUGUCUUGCAGCUGAAGUCAAAGGAGGAGCGCCUCCGGGCUUCUGGGACCUGUGUGGCCCAUGUGUGUGUUGUCUUGUCCUUCUACGUGCCCCUGAUUGGGCUGUCUGUGGUGCACAGGUUUGGGAGAGACCUUCCUGUGCUGAUUCAAAUCACAAUGGGCAAUGUCUACCUCUUGGUGCCUCCAGUGCUCAACCCCAUUGUCUAUGGAGCCAGGACCAAGGAGAUUCGGAAACGGGCAUUGAGGAUAAUGAGGAUAGGGAGUGAGGGAGGUUCUCAUUGA